AUGGCAGAAUCUCUACCAACCCCCGCUCCCGACCAAGCGUACUGUGAUGUAUCCGCUUUGGAGGCUGGAUUCGUCGACUUGCAAACUGCGAUGUUUAUAGAUGAUGGGAAACCCGACGAGAUCAUUACGGGACCAUGUCUCGCCUUCCUCCUGCGCCAUUCCAGGACCGGGCACAAAUUCGUGUUUGACCUUGGAACUCGAAAGGAUUGGGAGAACUACCCUCCAGCCGUCGUCCAAUGGAUUCACGAGGUCUUCCACUCAAGGGUUCCACAGGAUGCUAUAGAGUCACUCCAGAAAGGCGGCCUGGCGCCUUCUGAAGUAGACGUUGUUUGCCUCUCGCACGUUCAUUGGGAUCAUGUCGGCGAUACGAGACCAUUCAUCAAUAGUACUUUCCUGGUUGGAGGUUCAUCGAAGCCCCUUUUCUCACCUGGCUAUCCUGCCGAUCCCGAUUCUGGAUACGCUAGUGACCUCCUUCCAGAGGGGCGUACCCAGUUCCUUGAUAUGCACGACUGGAAACCCCUCGGUCCAUUUCCCCGGGCCCUGGACUACUAUGGGGAUGGGAGUCUUUACAUCACGGAUGCCGCCGGUCAUUUACCUGGACACAUAAAUGUCGUAGCACGAACUUCGGCAGAUGGCGGAUGGAUACUCUUAGGUGGUGAUAGUGCUCACCAUUGGAGACUCAUUACUGGGGCAUCUAAAAUUGCCGUUGCCCGACCUGGUUUUACAAGUGGUUGCGCACAUCUAGACGUCAAGGCAGCCGAGGAGAACUUGGUACGUAUGCGAGCGUUCAUGCAUUUGCCCAGGACGAGGAUUAUUAUAGCACACGACGUGCAAUGGUUCGAGGAAAAUAAAGGUGGACCGGCAUUCUGGCCUGGAAAGAUUCAGUCCAAGUGA
Marasmius oreades (fairy-ring Marasmius) is the source of this 894-nucleotide messenger RNA. RefSeq lists its product as uncharacterized. The record is from RefSeq and is a predicted model, not a curated record. The transcript has 2 exons. The coding region runs from base 1 to 894 and encodes 297 amino acids. NCBI's taxonomy places the organism in Eukaryota, Fungi, Basidiomycota, Agaricomycetes, Agaricales, Marasmiaceae.